AGCAUGCAUUAUUACAUGCUGUGAAUCUAUAAUGCACCGUUGCACUUCUGAUGGUUUUGUUCAUCAGACGAAUAAAAAAAUACCCCGAACCAGAAUAAGGUACCUACCGUUUAUUAAUUAUGAAUUUUCAAUUUAAGACCAAGGCCAUGUUUACAUACUAAACAAAAGCCAGUAAUAGUGAAAUAAAAACCCGUCAAAUUAAUCAAAAGCUCAUGACAGCAAAAACUUCGAGGGAACAUCUGAGAGCUAAUUAUAAUUAUGUAUUAACAUAUCUAUAAAAGAUGUUACGAACGAUUUUUGUUAUAUGACUGCAUAGACUUGACAAAAAUGAACAUCACACUAAACAUACUCAGAUUACAGUAUUAAUAUUUGAAGCUUCUAAGGAUCAGGAGAUCUGAACUAAAGAGUGCAUCAUGUCUAAGUUUUCUGGUCUCGUUUUGUGCGCGGUGGCUGCAACCUUCAUCAGUGUUGCUAGCGGCGAGUCUCUGAGCGAAUCUCUGAAGCCAGUCAUAGAGAAGUGCUCCAAGGAGCAUGGCGUGACUGACGCUGACAUCCAAGCAGCCAAGGCCAAAGGCAGCUCCGAUGGCAUCAACCCUUGCUUCCUAUUCUGCGUGUUCCAGAAUGCUGGAAUUUUUGAUGCUAAAGGACAAUACGACGCGGCCACCGGUCUGAAAAACCUGAGGCAGAUUGUGAAGGACAACGAUCAAUACAAAAACUUAGAACAUGCCUUCACUGAUUGUUCCAAAAUUAGGGAUAAGCCCGUGAGCGAUGCGGCUGGCUGCGAGAAGGGAGUGCAUCUGGCAGUUUGCUUGUUGGAACACAAGACUAGCAUCCUCAUCUAAGCUGUUCGGACUACAGUUGCCACGCGUUUGUACUAGAUUUGUUUCAAGAUUCUUUUGUUAUAUUUUAAUGCAAUAAAUCUGUUACCUAAGA
Molecule: messenger RNA, 933 nt
Organism: Helicoverpa zea (corn earworm)
Lineage: Eukaryota; Metazoa; Arthropoda; Insecta; Lepidoptera; Noctuidae
Exons: 6
Coding region: 414-842 (142 amino acids)
Molecular function (GO): odorant binding
Source: RefSeq, a predicted model, not a curated record